Scheffersomyces amazonensis is the source of this 1861-nucleotide messenger RNA. It is a transcript of the gene LPT1, whose product is annotated as lysophospholipid acyltransferase. The coding region runs from base 23 to 1816 and encodes 597 amino acids. The transcript has a single exon. Gene Ontology annotation, biological process: glycerophospholipid biosynthetic process; lipid modification. Gene Ontology annotation, molecular function: 1-acylglycerol-3-phosphate O-acyltransferase activity; 1-acylglycerophosphocholine O-acyltransferase activity. The record is from RefSeq and is a predicted model, not a curated record. Gene Ontology annotation, cellular component: endoplasmic reticulum; membrane. NCBI's taxonomy places the organism in Eukaryota, Fungi, Ascomycota, Pichiomycetes, Serinales, Debaryomycetaceae.
CCUUAACUUACUAGCAAUUGUCAUGACUAUAUGGUUUGUACAAGUCCUUGUAGAUCAAUUACUGACUCUACUUAGUGUAGAUGAUGCUAGUCUUAAAGUUUUAUUAUGUACACUAUUAUCAUUUCCAUUUAGUUUUAUAUUUAAGAGAUUACCAGAUCAUAAUUAUUCAUUAAAAAAUUGGUAUAAUAUCGGAGUAUCAUUAUUUUAUAUAUUUGGAAUUUUAGGAGUUGUAGAUGGACUUUGGACAAUUAUAAUUUCAAGUUUAGGAUGUUAUUUUAUUACAAGAUAUGUUAGAACUUCUUCAAUGCCAUGGAUAAAUUUUAUUUAUUUAAUGUCAUUAUUAGCUUAUACCCAUUUUUCUCAUCAAUUCUUUAAUGAUUAUGAUAGAACAAAAAUUGAUUUAUCAGGAGCUCAAAUGGUUUUAGUAAUAAAACUUACAUCAUUUGGUUGGAAUAUUUAUGAUGGAACUAGACCUGAACAAGAAUUAACAAAAUAUACAAAAACAAGAGCAAUUAAAAAACAUCCAAAUAUUUUACCUUAUAUUGGUUAUACAUUUUUUUAUGCAUCUUUAUUAACUGGUCCGGCGUUUGAUUAUGCUGAUUACGAUAGAUUUCUUCAUUCAAGUUUAUUUGAUGAUGUUCCUGAACAAUAUAGACCAGGCAAGAAAAAAAGGAAAAUUCCAAGAAGUGGUAAACAAUCAUUAUCAAAAACAGUUCAAGGAUUUAUUUGUAUAAUUUUACUUGUAAAUGCUCCUCGAUUCUUUGUUAAUGAAUAUAUUUUAACGACGGAAUUUAUGAGUCAUAAUUUUGUUUAUAGAAUCUUUUAUCUUUGGUUAUUAAGUUUUACUCAAAGAUUAAGAUAUUAUUCAAUUUGGUUAAUUGCUGAAGGAGCAUGUAUUUUAUGUGGAAUUGGUUAUAAUGGUUAUGAUUCAGUAACAAAUCAAAUUAAAUGGGAUCGUGUACAAAAUAUUGAUCCAUAUACAUUUGAAACUGGUCAAAAUAUUCAUAUAUGUUUAGAAGCUUGGAAUAUGAAUACAAAUAAAUGGUUAAAGAAUUAUGUAUAUUUAAGAGUAGCAAGAAAAGGUAGAAAACCAGGAUUUAAAAGUACAUUAUUUACAUUUGUAACAAGUGCAUUUUGGCAUGGUACAAGACCUGGUUAUUAUAUGACAUUUGUAUUAGGAGCUAUUUUACAAACAGUUGGUCGUAUAUUCAGACGUCAUUUAAGACCAAUCUUUUUACAAGCUGAUGGUAAAUCUGCUAAACCUUCUAAAAAAUAUUAUGAUAUAGUAUGUUAUAUUAUUACUCAAUUAUCAAUUGGAUACCUUGCUCAACCAUUUGUAUUUUUGGAUUUUCCUAGAUCAGUUAAAGCAUGGACUACAUGUUAUUUCUAUCUUCCAAUUAUUUCAAUUCUUGUGAUUUUUGCCUUUGAUGGUCCUUAUAAGAAACAAGUUAUUGGAUAUUUCAAAUCUUUACAAGAUGUUGAAAAAUAUAAACAUAAACUUGCUCCAGAAGAAGCUAAAUUAGUUAAUAAUGCUGUUGAAUCCUUAUUAGAAAAGGAAUCUUAUGAUAAUAUACCUACACUUGGAUUACCACCUAUUGAUUAUUUACAAACAGUGGAUAAACAUGAAGUAGAUCAAGAUAUUACUGAAUUUAAACAAGCAUGGACUUCUUUUAGACGUCGUAGAGGAUCAAUUAAAGAAGAUGAUUUUGAAGGGUUACGUGAUGCUUAUAAUAAUUUUACUAACGAGAUGAAUACUAUAUUAAAUUCUCGUAAGGAAGAAUUUCUUAAUUCUCAACCUAAUAAAAAAUCGGAUUAGUGUUAGUAUUUAUUUAUAUAAAAGUGUAAGUGUGAUUGUUAGUGU